UCAGAUUUUCCCGCGGAAAUUUUCUCAGCGCCGUCAAACUCUGAGAGAAACUUCUGGUUAAUUUACUAAAAGAUGCUCUCGGCUAAAGCGCCAAGUUCCGCCAUUGACACUGAAAAGCAUGUUCUUUUGCUCUUCAAUCUCUUCGAAGGUACUCAAACUUUGCUCCUCUGUAGUUUCAUCAUCUUCUUCUUCUGUCAACAACUAUUACUUCUCAACGCUCUCUGGAUCUUCUGGAAAGAACCUAAUCCGCCACAUCUCCAAAGCGUUUCUCCAAGAGAACCUCCAACUCUUAGACCCUACCCUCGUCUCCAAAUUUCAACCCAACCACGUCGAGCCCAUCCUCAUUGUCCUCCAAUCCAAACCCAAUUCCGCUAUUCAAUUCUUCGAAUGGUCCAAGAACUCGCUGGGCUCUCGCCACACUUUGCAAUCAUACAGUGGCCUUGUCCAUGUCCUGCUCUCUCACCGAAUUUUCGGUCACGCUAGACAGGUGUUCGAUGAAAUGCUCGAGCGUUUUGGCAACGAUUUGGGCAUUGUUGAUGCGUUUCAUGGUGGUUUUCGGAGUUAUGGUCCGAAUUUCAGUACCGUUUAUGGGUUUUUGGUCGAGAGUUAUUGUCGACAUGGGAUGUUUGAUCAGUCGGUCAAGACAUUUAAUUGUAUGUUGAAAAUGGGAAUUCCAGUGCCGCCUUCUGUGUUGUUUGGAAUGUUGAGUUGUUUGAUUGAUUUGAAUCGUAUUGAUUUGAUUAUUGAUAUCUAUGGAGAAAUGUGUAAGGCAUUGAGAGAACAAUGUUUUCGUGUGUAUGAGUUUGUUAUUGGUGGUUUUUUAAAGAAGGGUGACAUUGAAAAGGGUUUGAAUUUUCAUCGGGUGGUCAUGGGGAGAGGCUUUGUGCAUGAUAUUAUUGCUUGUAACAAGAUUUUAAGGGGUCUUUGUAAUGAAAAGAAAGUAGGAGUUGCUUUUGAUUUCUUUGAUGUGAUACUAAUGGUUGGUCCGGAGCCAAAUGUGAUAACAUAUAGCACGUUGAUCAAUGCUUAUUGUAAAGAGGAAAGAUUGGAAGAGGCAUUUAGACUUUAUAAGCUUAUGGUAGAGAGGGGUGUUAUUCCUGAUUUAGUUAUCUAUAGUAUUUUAAUUGAUGGUCUUUUGAGGGUAGGGAAAUUGAAGGAGGGAUGCCUGCUUCUCUCGGUGGCAUUAGAUAGAGGUAUUAAGUUGGAUGUGGUGGUUUUCAGCUCCAUUAUGAAUGCAUAUGUGAGAUUUGGAGAUUUGGGGAAGGUAGUUGAGAUCUAUAGAAGAAUGGUGAAGGAGGGGAUAUCACCAAACACGGUUACUUAUAGCAUUCUUAUUAAUGGGUUGUGUCAGAAUGGUAAGAAUGUGGAGGCUUCUGGGGUGUUCGGUCAGAUGGUGAAGUGUGGCUUUGAGCCAACUGUUUUGACUUUUUCUAGUUUAAUUGAUGGAUUAUGCAAAUCGGGAAAUUUGAGAGAUGGGUUUUGUCUGUAUGAGAGUAUGAAAAAGAAUGGCUAUGAACCUGAUGCUAUUGUUUAUAGUGUGCUAAUUAAUGGUCUUUGCAAAAAAGGGCUGAUGGCUGAUGCUCUUAGGUUCUUCUUUCAGGCUAUGUAUGGGGUGUUAAAACCUAAUGUCUUUACUUUUAACACGUUGAUUGAUGGCUGGUGUAGAUUAAAAAGACUAAAGGAUGGUUUGAAGAUGUACAUGCAAAUGGAGAUGUAUAAUAUAAAACCUGAUGUAGUGACUCAUACUGUGCUCAUUAGAGGGAUUACUGAGCUAGGAAGAAUGAAUGAUGCAUUGCUUGUCUUCUUCCAAAUGUUAAAGAGGGGUUUCUCGCCGGAUGUUGUAACAUACUGCACCCUAAUUGAUGGUUUCUGCAGGCAGAAAAACACAUUUGGUGGAUUGCGGAUUUUUGAGAUGAUGCUGAGGAAUGGUGUAAUUCCCGAUAUUGCCAUAUAUAACGUCCUCAUUAAUAUGCUUUUCAAGGAAAGUCAUGCGGAAGCUGCACUGGAACUCUUUGGUAAACUUAACCAAAGAGGACCAGAACCGGAUAUUGUAACAUACAACACAAUGAUCUGUGGAUUUUGCUCUUUGAAAAAGUUGGACGAGGCAGUUCAACUUUUUGGAAAGCUGACAUGUGGAAAAACUGAACCUAAUGCCAUUACUUUUACGAUACUUAUUGAUGCUUUCUGUAAAGAAGGUAGAAUGACCGAUGCGAUGCUGAUGUUCGACAAAAUGUUGGAAAAGGGUCCAGAACCUAAUGUGGUCACAUACAGUUGCUUAAUAGAUGGCUACUUUAAAUCUCAAAACAUUAAAAGUGCCUUUGAGCUUCAUGAAGAGAUGCUUAGAAACGUCUCUCCAAAUAUUGUUAGUUACAGCGUCCUCAUUGAUGGUCUCUGCAAAAGGGGACUAGUGGAGGAAGCAUUGCGUGCAUUUUAUUGUGCUAUUAACAGGUGUUUGGUGCCUGAUAUUAUAGCAUAUGGAAUUUUAAUUCGUGGUUACUGCAAGGUUGGAAGAAUAGCUGAAGCCAUGAUGUUGUAUGAACGUAUGUUAAUAAACGGCAUCAAGCCAGAUGAUUUCAUACAGAGAACAAUUGCAGAGCAUUUUCCUCAAAACGGGCAAUCAAAUUAGUUUUGAACUCAGCCACUGGAUAUGCAGAUAAGAUCUCUUCUAUGACAGUCUCCUGUUGGUGUAACCAUGGUCACUAUUUGUUUAUCGAGUACCACCUACUUGGUAAUCGUUAUGUCUGCAUUACAAUUAUUUGCUAAGUUCCUUUUGAACCUGUUAAUAGAAAUAUAUACAAUUCCA
This is a messenger RNA of Corylus avellana, 2803 nucleotides long. Its product is annotated as Tetratricopeptide repeat (TPR)-like superfamily protein. NCBI's taxonomy places the organism in Eukaryota, Viridiplantae, Streptophyta, Magnoliopsida, Fagales, Betulaceae. The record is from RefSeq and is a predicted model, not a curated record. Gene Ontology annotation, molecular function: protein binding.